GAAAGCAACGAUGUAAAAGACACUGCUCAGCUCCUCAUUUUUAUCCAAGGAAUUAACAAUACUUUUGAAAUAACGGAGGAGUUUUUGACAAUGGAGUCUCUGAAAGGAAAAACACGGGGAGAGGACUUGUAUGACCGGGUGUCUGCUGUCAUCGAAAAUAUGAAGCUCCCUUGGAGUAAACUUAUCAACGUCACCACAGAUGGAUCUCCUAAUUUGACGGGGAAAAAUGUCGGCCUGCUGAGGAGAAUACAGAAUAAAGUGAAAGAUGAAAAUCCUGACCAGGUUGUUAUUUUCCUUCACCGCAUCAUCCACCAGGAAUCUCUAUGUAAAUCGGUAUUACAGCUGAAUCAUGUUGUGAAUCCUGUCGUAAAACUUGUCAACUUUAUACGUGCAAGGGGACUUCAGCACCGUCAGUUCAUCACGUUCCUGGAGGAAACUGAUGCAGAUCACCAGGACCUACUUUAUCACUCCCGCGUCCGCUGGUUAAGUUUGGGCAAAGUGUUUCAACGAGUAUGGGAGCUCAAAGAGGAGAUCGGUGCAUUUUUGGAGUUACUGAGGAAGGCCGGCGAAUUUCCUGAGCUGAGCAACAAGAGCUGGCUUUGUGACUUUGCGUUUGCUGUGGAUAUAUUUUCACACAUGAAUGAACUGAACGUGAAGCUACAGGGGAAGGAUCAGUUUGUGCAUGACAUGUACACAAAAGUGAAAGCCUUUAAAUCCAAGCUGGCUUUUUUCUCCAGGCAAAUUUCGAAUAAGUUAUUCACUCAUUUUCCCACACUAGCCACGCUGGAAGAGGCCGGCGCAAAUCAUCUCCAGAGCCUGCUGGAUCACUUCCCCCAGGCCUGCAAGGGAUUUGGUCUGACUAUCAGCUUGAAAAAGACAAACAGCUUGGGACAAGAUUUAAAGGCACUAUCAGUCAUUGCAAUUGAUAACUACAAACUGGAUGUUGUUUCUGGGUCCACCUUCAGUGACAACAUCUCCUUGGAUGCAGAAAUUGGCCAUCUCCGCCACAUCGCAAAAGACAUCCUCUACAAUGAGCUGGCUUUGGGCAAGAGAACUUCUGGCUGCACACAGCUGUGCUACAAGGAUGUCUGCAACCGGGAGAUGAAGGUGCUGAACAUCAACAUUGAGUCCUGGGAGGAAAUUGCGGUUGACAGCACCAAGUGA
Hypanus sabinus (Atlantic stingray) is the source of this 1164-nucleotide messenger RNA. Its product is annotated as general transcription factor II-I repeat domain-containing protein 2A-like. The transcript has 3 exons. Lineage: Eukaryota; Metazoa; Chordata; Chondrichthyes; Myliobatiformes; Dasyatidae. The record is from RefSeq and is a predicted model, not a curated record. The coding region runs from base 91 to 1164 and encodes 357 amino acids.